This is a messenger RNA of Pelodiscus sinensis (Chinese soft-shelled turtle), 3421 nucleotides long. RefSeq names its product helicase, POLQ like (gene HELQ). Gene Ontology annotation, molecular function: ATP binding; nucleic acid binding. NCBI's taxonomy places the organism in Eukaryota, Metazoa, Chordata, Testudines, Trionychidae. The record is from RefSeq and is a predicted model, not a curated record.
UAUAUUUGAGGUAGAUCUUGGACUGCACUUAAAUUCAAAAAGUGAUCUCAUGCUUAAAAAGGUUGGAGACCACUGGUGUAGGGACAACUCUAAUAGCCACAAACAGAGCUAGCUUCUCUGAAUGCAUCCUGUUCUUUUUUGAACCCAGUAUGGUUCUGGCUUCCACAGGUGAAGAAGUACUUUCUUGUAUUUGUUUAAAAUCAUUAUUAAUUUCAUUGAGUGACCCUAUUUCUUGUGAUAUGUAAAGGAUAUAAUAAUGACAGUGAAGAGGACAUGUUUGGUGACUAUGACAGCUUUUCUGGAAAUGAUUCUUUGUUAGCUCAAGUUGAUAAUAUGGAGCAAGAAUGUAUUCAAUCUAUUGACAUGACUUCAUAUACUAAAAACAAGGAAGACCAAGCUGUUUCAGAGCCCAUGUUUGAGGAUCUUCAGUUACAAAAUGCCAAAAGCAUGGAACUAGUUUUUUCUGCUGCAGGAAAUGGUACAGGCUUCAAAACUGAAGAAGGGAGUAAUUUCUGGAGGACCACAAAUGAACAAGAGAACAGGGCUCUAGACUCUGGAGACUGUAUUUCAGAAGAGUUGCCAUCUUCACAGCUUCUAUAUUUUCAGGAAAUGAGUAAGACCUCAGUUGAUUCUAGAAAACCAUCAGAUACAAAAGAGCGUGGUAAAGACAUGAAUUUUUGCCUUGAUAAAAUGUUGAAUCAGUCUUGUCCCCAUAAUGCAGAACACAACAAAAUAAAUAAUGUAUUGUCCCCAAGCACCACAUCCAGCCUGAGUAAAAGACAGAGUCUCAAAGAUCACCUCAAAAAUACUAUGACUGGAAAUGCCAAGGCUCAGACUCCACAAUUUUCUAGAACUAAACAGCUCAAAGAAGCUGUUCUGUCAGAAGAAAUUUGUGUUGCCAAGAAAACCAUUGAAACGUCUUCUGUUGACAUUGGCCCAUUUUAUGGGUUACCCAGUAAAGUUAAAGAUCUCUUAGUCCGCUUCCGAGGAAUUGAGAAACUUUAUGAGUGGCAGCACACUUGCUUAACAUUAGAAUCUCUGCAGCAAAGAAAGAACUUAAUAUAUUCAUUGCCAACCAGUGGUGGAAAAACACUUGUAGCUGAAAUUUUAAUUCUUCAAGAAUUACUCUGCAGACAGAAAGAUGUUUUAAUGGUUCUGCCAUAUGUGGCUAUUGUCCAAGAAAAGGUUUGGGCCUUAUCAAGUUUUGGAAUAGAGCUAGGCUUCUUGAUUGAAGAAUAUGCAGGAAGUAAAGGAAGAUUUCCUCCAAUCAAAAGGAGAAUGAAGAAAUCACUGUACAUUGCUACUAUAGAGAAAGGACACAGCCUAGUGAACUCCUUGAUUGAAACAGGAAGAGUUAGUGACCUGGGUUUAGUCGUAGUAGAUGAGUUGCACAUGCUUGGUGAGGGGAGUCGUGGAGCAACACUGGAAAUGAUUCUUGCAAAAAUUCUCUACACCAGCAAAACUACUCAGAUCAUUGGAAUGAGUGCAACAUUAAAUAAUGUUGGAGACCUGCAGCAGUUCCUGCAAGCGGAGUAUUACACUAAUAAUUUUAGACCAGUAGAAUUAAAGGAGUAUGUUAAAAUACGAGAUGGUAUCUAUGAAGUUGACAACAAAGCAGAGAAUGGCCUUACUUUUUCACGUCUUCUUAAUUUCAAGUAUGCUAGUAAUCUGCAGAAGAUGGACCCUGACCAUCUUAUUGCCUUGGUGGCAGAAGUCAUUCCAAAUUAUUCCUGUCUUGUCUUUUGUCCGACCAAAAAAAACUGUGAAAAUGUAGCUGAAAUGAUAUGCAAGUACCUGAACAAGGAAUAUAGAAAUCACAGGGAAAAUGAGAAACAUGAUCUUAUUAAGGACUUGAAGAAUAUUGGUAAGGGACAUCUCUGUCCUGUUCUAAAGCGAACCAUUCCAUUUGGUAUUGCCUACCAUCACAGUGGCCUCACCAGUGACGAAAGGAAACAUAUAGAGGAGGCUUAUUCAGCAGGUGUCCUGUGCCUUCUUACUUGCACAUCUACUUUAGCUGCUGGAGUCAACCUGCCAGCUCGAAGGGUUAUUUUAAGGGCUCCCUAUAUUGCUACAGAGUUUCUGAAGAAGAACCAGUAUAAGCAGAUGAUUGGCAGAGCUGGUCGAGCUGGUAUCGACAGUGCUGGUGAAAGUAUUCUUAUAGUGCAAGAAAAAGACAAAAAUCUGGUUCGGGAUUUAAUAAACAGUCCUUUGGAGAACUGUUACAGCAGCCUCUUCGUUGAAUACACUAAGGGAUUCCAAGGUCUGCUCCUAUCUUUGGUUGGAUUAAAGAUUGCAAGAAACCCUGAAGAAAUCUACCACUUUAUGUGCAGCACGUUGUUUGGUGUUCAGCAACAGUUUCUGUCUAAAGAAAAGAGCCUCUCAGAUAUAACUAGAGAAGCACUGGAAUGCCUGAUAGAAAAAGGACUCCUUAAAGGAAAAAUGAUCUCUGAAAAGGAACAGAAAUCCCAAAGUAAUCUAGAGAUCACACAGUUGGGUCAAGCUACCUACAAAGGGUCUAUAGAUUUGGCCUAUUGUGAUGCUCUCUACAGAGAUUUGAAAAAAGGGCUUCAGGGGCUGGUUCUUGAGAGCUGCCUUCAUCUUCUGUAUCUGACAACUCCCUAUGACAUGAUUUAUCACUGUAACCCAGACUGGAUGAUCUAUUUUAGACAAUUCAGCCAUCUCAGUUCAGUAGAGCAGAAGGUAGCAGCUACUGUAGGAGUCUCUGAAAGUUUUAUUACGAAGAAAGCUUCUGGACAAGCCAUCAAAAAAGAUGUGGACAACAGUGUUGUAAAUAGACUGUAUCUGUCCUUUGUUCUUUAUGACCUAUUGAAAGAGACCAACAUAUGGAAUGUUUCAGAAAAAUUUAACAUGUCUAGAGGAUAUGUUCAAAAUCUCCUGAACUCUGCUGCCUCAUUUUCCUCCUGUGUGCUGCACUUUUGUGAGGAGAUGGAGGAAUUUUGGGUUUAUAAAGCCCUGCUGACAGAACUUACAAAGCGACUGACCUAUUGUGUUAAGGCAGAACUCAUCCCUCUUAUGGAGGUGGCAGGGGUUUUAGAGUCUCGAGCAAAACAGCUGUAUGAUUCAGGAUAUAAAACUCUAGCACAUCUAGCUAAUGCGAAUCCAGAAACAUUGGUCAAGAUGAUCGAGCAUUUGUCACGACGUCAAGCUAGACAAAUUGUUUCAUCUGCAAAGAUGCUGCUAAGUGAAAAAGCUGAGGCUCUACAAGAAGAAGUUGAAGAACUGUUGAAGGUGCCUAAAGAUCCAUCUGAGGACAUCAUCCUAAUAACUUUGCCAUAAAAAACAUGAUGCAGUGGAAUUCUCAGCUCUUAAAAUUAUUUUAAUACUUUUUAAUGUACAUAUGUGUAACUAAAAGCUCCUGUUCUCAUAAUAAAUAUUCAGAACAUCUUUUUUGUAUCCCUAA